AUGGCUGGUUCUUUGCUCUGGAACGAUGGAUCCCAACCAGUCGCAUUGACUUCCCGUCUUCCAUCCCUAUGUGGAUCCAAAUUCAUGACUUGCCAGACUAUCGAUGCUAUGAGAAGAGCGUUGUCGAGAUCGGGGAUAAAUUGGGAGACCUCAUGGCCUGGGAAGUUCAGCCACCGCGGGUUCAGGUCACUCUGGAAGGAGGAGCACCUCUGGUCUUGA
This is a messenger RNA of Arabis nemorensis, 219 nucleotides long. The record is from the annotation of a GenBank genome assembly. NCBI's taxonomy places the organism in Eukaryota, Viridiplantae, Streptophyta, Magnoliopsida, Brassicales, Brassicaceae.